ACUCUCAGUGCUGCACUAUCCAGGAUUGCUCAUGAAGGGGAAAAUUCCUCUGCGCUUAUACAUGUGUUUCUCUGACUUUAAUUUUUCCUUGAGAUUUUGUUUUCAACCCUUUCCAAGGGGGAAAACAUUGCUUCAUGCUUUUUCUCCUCCAAGUCUAUUAAUACAAAUGGCAGGGUUUUACUGAGAAGGAGAGGAGGUAAGAUGCUCAAGUCUGGCUGGCUGCUUAGUUUAAUAACAUAGCACUUCUCUAACAGUGAGACAUCGAAUUGUAACAGUUGGUGUCUCAAGAAAGAGAAUAAUUAGGCAGUUUCAAAGCGUUGUGAUUGAACUAUUUCAGAGGCGACUAUUGACUUUAAGUGUGGAUGUAGGUCUCAGGCAACCUUCACUUUGCUUGGAACUAUUGAAAACUUUAGCACCUUGUUCAAGUUGUUAAAAGCACCCUGAAGUUUGACUAUAUCAUAGACUGACGCCUAACCUCUGCUGUGUCCUUAGGAUAUUUGAGUAUCCUAGUGUGCAGCUUAAAUUUUUCAAAAAUUUUCCUUUUGAUUCAUUUUAAUUAGAUGAGCAACAGUUUUCAUAUGCCAUAUUUUAUUGAUUUCAAGAUGCACAUUUCCCCCACAAUAGUCUUAACAAUUGAUGAUAUGAAAACAUGUCAUAGUUUAAUUGUGAGCAUUUUUCUUUCCUUAUGGUUCUUAAAAUGAAUGCUGUAUCUUACAACUGAUUGCAAGUUAGGUCCAGUAAACCAGUAACAACUUCAGGUAUGGUAAGAUCUUUCAAAAAUCAAACAGUAGAACAGUAGGGUACCACUUCACCAAAGUUAGAGAUCAUAAGCUUUAGGCUUAUGAUUAAGGCUUAUGACAAAACAACUUUGCACUUAUUAAAAAGAUACCUCUGUGUUGUCUUUGUUGUAUAUUUAGUUCAGUCCAGAAUAUUAUAAGUAGUCACGGCCAAUGAGAUUAUAAUACUCUUCAAAUCUGUAACUAUAGAAAUCUACACUUCCUGUGUCCUUGUGUUCUCACUGGGUGAGAGGAGGGGGUAGGGAUAGCAUUAGGAGAUAUACCUAAUGUUAAAUGACGAGUUAAUGGGUGCAGCACACCAACAUGGCACAUGUAUAUAUAUGUAACAAACCUGCACAUUGUGCACAUGUACCCUAAAACUUAAAGUAUAAUUAAAAAAAAAAGAAAUCUACAUUGGGGCUGAUAAUUGUAAAGGCUUUUAACAUGAGGCAGAAAUUUAGUGAUUGAAGAUUUGCAGCUUUGCUCUGGUUAUCUGCUCUGUCACCUUUAAACCUUCAUUUCACUUGUAAAACAGAACACUAACAUUUUUUACUUCUUGCGUGACUGUCAUAUCAUGGGUGCAUUAACAGCUCUGAAACGUUUUUGUUUCUGAGAGGAAAGAUGGUGUGUAAAUAAACAUUGGAAUUAUGACUUUUUCUAUGUAGACUUUCCUGUGAAGCUUAAAAUAAGGAAAGGAAUAUUAGGGAUCUUUCUUUCUAGUGAUAAAUAUAAACAAAGCCAUUCUGUCAUCUCCCUUCUGCAGGAUGACACCAGUGGAAUCUUUCAACUCUCAAGGCUGAUAUUGAUGUAGUCCUCCACUAAAUGAAUUAUUUGGUACUAGAUGGUUACAGUUUUUGCAGUAAUUUAUUAGGAAUAAAAACCACCUGCUAAUUCACUUCAAUCUUUUAUGUCUUGGGCAUUUGAUGUGCCUAUACCUUUGCUUACCCCUUAAGUUCACAGUGUUCAUGAAGGUGGUGCAGUGUUUUCGUUUUUCCUGUCCUCACUUUCUUUACAGUAGCAGUCAUCUGCUCUUCAUAGAAACUCAGUUCUGACACACAGCAUGGACAGAGGAAACUGCAGUUUACUUAACGUAAACCUAGGUCUGCAGUUUCCUCUUCUUGUUAUAACAAUAAUGACCAAACCCUGAAGUUACAUACAGAUUUCCUUUCUUUUAUGAUUUUAAAAUGCUUCAUCGACUUCAUCCACCAUUCCUGGGCCAAAGCUAGUUAAGUCGACAGUGAUAAAAUUUGAGUUAGAAUCCAAGUUGCCUAUUGAGUCAUUCUUUUGACUAACCUUCAUUACUUUCCAGUUCUAGAAUGCCACAUAGAUGCCAAAGAGAGAGCUAAUUUGUAGCACUACUGCACAGGCAAAGACAUAAAUUUGAUAGAAUAAAGCCUUUGUUGCUGGUACAUCUUGUUACAAAUUGAAGGGGAUUACAGCUUUCUCAGUAGGCAUUUCUAAUAUUUUCUUAACUGCUAAAUGCUGUGAUUAUAAAUGCAUGCCAUUAGAGAAAUGCUUCACUCUAUGCUUUUGCCAAGGUGUUUCUGAAAUUUAAGAAGUUAAAUGUAUAAUUAUCGCAAGCUUCUCAGGAAGCACUCCAUUUUUCUAUUUUCUAUUAACUAGCUGUAGGCACAAUGAGCAAGCACUCAUUCCUAUGUGUUGAAAAUUAUUAUGGGAGGACUUUCAGAAGGGGAAAGAAAUGGGCUGUGUCUUCUAAACAUUAUGAUAGUAGAGUUAACAUUGAGUUGUUGGUUCUUUAAAGAAAUUAUCUCUGAUGUAGGCAUUGUAUUUCCUAGCCUUAAUUCUGUGACUGUGCCAACAGAGCAAGGGACGUGUGUUAUCAGAUGGGGACCUUUGAGCUUGACCCUGAAGAAUGACUAAUGGUCAUAGAAGAAGGCAGGGGACAGCAUUUCAGGCAGAGGGACCCAUGGGAAGAUACAUGACUGCAGUCCUGGUGAUUCCUAGGGAAUGGAGAGGGGUGGGCUGGGAGUCAGCCUAAAAUUCCAUUAUGAAAGACUGGUAAGCUAAAAAAGUCUACCAGCUACCCUAAGGAGCUUAAACUUGCCUUUUGGUCAAAGGAAAGCCAUCAAAGAAGGGAAGUGGCAUAAUCAGAUGUGGCCUUUGUAAGAUCUCUCUGGCAUUGCUUUAGAGGAAGAAUUGAGUGAAGAAGAGGGAAAUGUUGGAAAGAACCUUUAGAAAGCUACCAUAGUGAGUCAAGUGAGAGGUGCCAGCCUGAACUGGGGCAAUGACCAUAAGAACUGAGGAGGGAGUAAAUGUGGAAAGUCAUUUACACAGUAAAAUUGACAGAAUUCAGUGACUAGCAAUGGGGGAUGUGCAUGCUAUUUUAUAUUAAGCAAUUUGUAAGGAUUCUUUGGUAUAGUGGCAGACAUAAGAAUGUUGUGUUUCUUACCACCUUUGCCAAAAAGCUAUGUAAGCCAUUUCCCUUGCUUUGUUUGCCUGCAGUUUGCUUCAGGUAGCUGAGAUGUUAGUAUUUAUCUCACUGACAGAUUGUUAGGUGGGGUUCUGGCAAACACUAUGGGGACUACACAAACUUUUCUUUCCAGAACCCUUUGAAAAUACCUUAAACAGAGAGAAUCUCUGGUAGCUCCCAAAUAAACCGACAUAUUUGGCCAGAGCUUUGGCAUUUGCUGCAAUAUGUGUGCCUUCCUCAGAAUUAACUGGGAUUUUAGGGUGGCUCUCCUGAUCUCUGUAAUCUGAGUUGGUGUUACUAUACUUCUAUUCUAGAAUACUCUCUGUCAUCCAUUCAUUUGCUAACUUUUGUUCAAGCCGAUGUCAUAGAGGAGCCAGGCUAACUAUGGUGGCUCCCAACUAUGUGGCUCCUGCCCUCAAGAAGUAUAGUCUAGUUGUGGAGGAAAGAUAUCAACACAACUAACUGAGAUACAAGGAAGCAGUGAAGAGAAUCCCAAGAGAGACACAUAGGAGUUUGAAGAAGAAUUUACACCUGAGAAAGCAGGAUUCUUUCAUAGGGCAGAAGUAGUUUGACCUGGACCUUAAAUUAGGUUUUGGGUUGGAUUUAAAGAAUCCACAUUGAAGAAGAGUAUUCCUAGUGGGAAGAAUAGCAUUAGAAAAUGCACAGAGAUACCAAAAUAUUAGAUGUUUUUUGGAACUCUGAAACGAUUUCAUGUUUCCAGAAUACCAAGAAUUGGGGGUGUGGGAGGGGAGGCAGGAGAAGGAAGAUUUCAUGAGAAAUGAGAUUGGGACCAGACUGUGGAGGAUUUUGAGGGCUGAGAAGUUUUACUUCAUUCUAGAAAUAAUGAGGAACGACUCAGCAUUUGUUUGCCUGCAGUUUGCUUCAGGUAGCUGAGAUGUUAGUAUUUAUCUCACUGACAGAUUGUUAGGUGGGGUUCUAACUUUUCCUAAGGAAGAUGGUUGAGGCAGGGCCUUCAUGAGAUAAAUUAUAUUAUUUCAAUCUGACUGAACAGUGACUGAAUAGUGAGGGAGCUGAAGAGUGAUUAAGCAGACUUGGGGCCAGAGUGAAUUCAAGUCUGAUUGCCUCUGGAGGGUGUCUUCCUUCAGCCUUCAUCACUGGAGUGAGGACUGAUAGGUGGCCCAGAAGCCAAGGUAACCGGAACCACAGCAGUCCUUCGAAAGAGGGCAUGCACUCAGAGGGCAGCUCUGGAGGACAGAGACAGAAAGAAUACGUAGGGAGGGAUGGGGGUUGGGGGGCGGGAAUGCAGAAAAAGAAAAGGUGCUUGCCCAGUCGUAACUUAGAUUUGAAAAGCUUAUAAACUUUUCAUAUUUUAUUUUCAGUAAAAUAGUUACAUCAAAGUAUAUGACUAGAUGGAUGUGGGUCCUAUUUCCAGGAAUAUAGCUGCACUAUUCACCAGAAAACUGAACCUGUAUUUUCCCGAAAUGUAGUUUAUGCUUUGUAGUGUAUUAAAUUGUAGAUUAGAAAUACCAACAAUAGCUCCUAACCUGACUUCCUGACUUCCAACUGUAGAAAUGAGCAGUAUCUGUAAAAUGUAUGUGAAAACUUGGUUCAGCAAUACUUUCCCUAGGGAUCCUGUCUGUAUCCCUCCCUUGCCCCACCCCAUUUUCUUCUGUUCCUUUGUUAAGUCUGGGGACCCACCCUACUUCCUUCCCCUUUUCUAAUUCACUCAUGAAAUAUGGAUGGGUGGGAAGGGGAUUUUGCACACUCUGAAACUGCAUCUUGGCACAGUCUGCUGCCAGGGUAGGGUCUCUAUCACUCAGCCUCAACCGGAAUUUCCUUUUCCCUGUUUCCUGCAGCCUCAUCCUGGAAUUCUGCCUACGUCAAAGGUUCCUUGUUUAAGGAUUACGAGGGGAGAAGUGGUUUGGAGUAUUCUGGCUACUGUCACACUUAUUUACAUAUUAAAAGUUGGUCUCUACCUUUUCCCAAAUUUCAUUUUGUCUCUUUUUAAGCAGUUAAAUAUAAGGUGAAAAUCCUCUUUUUACUCUAUAUGAAAUACUAAAAGGAAAAGAGGUUUGAUCAUUGUUUUCAAACUUAUAAUUGUACAUCUAGGUGAGUAGUUUCAAGCAAUCCCAGCAUUAUUUGAAGUUUAUCAGUAAUUUAGUUUAACCAAGAAACUACUUACUAAAGAGAAGUAGAACUUUCUAACAUUACUGUAAUAGAAUUGAAAGUCACAACUAGGGUAUAAUAGGCAAUUCAUAAUACAUUAAGUUGCCCAAUUAUAAACUGAGAAAUCACCUCAUUGAAACCAGGUUAUUUUUCUUAAUAACAAAAUCCUGACUUUGUGUUGGAUUGGUAUUAAAGUAUCUUUCCAUUGGAAUUAGGCUUCCUGGAGUGAGUUAUUAUAGUCCAUUUUUAAUAGGGAAUAAUAUGGCCACAGAGUAACAAAAAAGUAGAAGUAGCUAGUUCUUGCCUCCAAGAAGUUUACAGUCUAGCUGGGGAAAGAAUUUAUACAUGGAAAACAGUUAACCAUUCAAGACAGCAUUUAAUGAAGUCUCUAAAUAAGACAUUUAGAGGGAAGUAAAAUCUGGCAAACACAUUUCACAACUGCAGCAAACCAUGCUCUUCUCAUUUAUUUAGGAACAAGGUUUACAAGUUUGGUUCACUGUGUGUGCUCUUUAAAUUCUAGCUUUUCCUCCAGAAAAAUAGCAGUUAACUGCCAGUGAAAGUCAGUGGUGUGCUCCUGCUGUCUGGUGGAACCAUCUGCUCAUUAGCUGUAUUUUUAGGUUUUCACAAGAAGCCCACUGCAAGUCCUAACAUUUUUAAAAAAUUAGUUUGAGCGGUUUUGAAGAGAGAGGAAUUUGUCAUUAUGCUAUUUUUUGACGGUGCUCAAGUUUAUUUUAAAAGGCUCAAUCAAGAACAUUGAUACUGGCUCAGUUUGUUUGAUUUAUCAAACUCAUGUUAUCAAAGGGUCCUUUUAUUCUCUGCUGUACAAAUGCUGCUCCUAGCUUUAUUAGGUUCUUAUUCUUGUAAAAUUAAAAUAGCCAUAUCAUCUGCAAUAUGGUUGAAAAAUCAUUAAAGUGAAGUAUUGAAAAGCAGGUUAUUUGCCACUGUUGUUUUGCCAUCACCCUCCUCCCCCAGUGGUAUAUCUCACUCCAGACCCCAGGUGACCUUAUAUUCUUUUCUUCUCUACCCCCAUCAAGGCCUGAUCUGCAUUAAUGUAACAGUGUUACUACCAUGUAGUCUGGUGUCUGAUCAGGCAACACUAGAAACUUUUGUCAGGCUGGUGUUAUUUGGGUUUAUAAUGAAUGUUUUAAGACAAAAAGUUUAGGGAAAGGAUGCACAGACAGAUGGAGAGUUGUUCAUGAUAACUGUGUACUUCCAAGGUUUGGAAAAAUAAAAAGAAGAGAUAUCAAGAAGUAAAGAGACAUAGGCAGCAAUUUACAGUGUGGCUUGGUUCCUGAAGGACUGCCCUGAUACAUCUCUGACCUCAUGAACUGAUGUUCUGCGAGAAACUCAGAGACUGAAUUCAGUUUACCUGUGUGGUCAGCAUCCAAGUGCUGUGGAAGCAUUUAACAGGGACCUUGGCUAGUCUAGGGAGUCAUGCACAUUUCCCUGAGAGAGAGAGAGAGACAGAAUCUGAAGGGUCAGGAGAGCUAUGAAAAGUGAGGAGGGAUGGGUGUUCCAGGCAGAGGAAAGAACACAUGUGAGGCCGGGUGUGGUGGCUCACGCCUGUAAUCCCAGCACUUUGGGAGGCCAAGGCGGGUGGAUUACGAGGUCAAGAGAUUAAGACCAUCCUGGCUAACACGGUGAAACUCUGUCUGUACUAAAAAUACAAAAAAUUAGCCAGGCAUGCUGGCGGGUGCCUAUAGUCCCAGCUACUCGGGAGGCUGAGGCAGGAGAAUGGAGAAUGGCGUGAAUCCGGGAGGCGGUGCUUGUGGUGAGCCGAGAUUGUGCCACUGCAUUCCAGCCUGGGCAACAGUGCGAGACUCGGUCUAAAAAAAAAAAAAAAAAAAAAAGAGAACACAUGUGAUAACACAAGGGGCCUGAUGUGGAGAAGAGAGCAGCUUUAGAAACAGAACCAACCAGCUGGAGCCUAAGUGUGGACUGUGGAUGGGAGAGGUAGGGCCAGGUGAAGAAGGUGCAGGAGCUGGAGGAUGCAGGACCUGUGGGUUUAUCCAAACAUUGUGUGCUAAGAGCAAUAGGAAGCUUUUGUGUAGAAUUUAAGCAAGAAGGAAGGAAAAAUGAUUAGAUUUAAAUUUUUAACAUUCCUCCGUUGCAAUGUGGGAACAGAUUUGAAGGAGGAGAAUGGGUCACACUCACUCCUUCAAAGCUUCCUGGUCCCACUUCCCUCACAGUCCUCUCUGUCGAUUUCACAUUAAGUAGUAACCAGCAUACAUGCAAAAGGAUUUGCUGUGGGCAGCUCAAGUCAGGGGACUUCAGUUCCAGGAAGACAGAAUGUCCAGUGAUAGUUCACUUCUAAUUUAUUACCUUUUCCCUAAAAUAUACUGCUAUAUCACCAUUUUUCUUUAACAAGUUGGCUUGGAGUCAGUCCUGUUUUUGUAGAAAUGAAUUUUGUGCAUGCAUAUAAUGUGAAUAUCUUUUGUUAAUAAACACCAUGCAGGCAGAUAUGUUCGCUUUAAAUACAACUUACUGUGCUGUAUAUUUGCCUCAUAUUGAUUCAGCCAAAGUUUGGUGAUUUCUGAGUCAUUCAUAUACUUUGGUUGCUAAAGAUGAGGAAAAGAAAUUUAUAAAAGAUGUCCAUGUAGGAUGCAAAGAACCUUUUUUUCCUUUUGCAGUGGGAAGUGGGUGGAAAGGAAAAAUUCCAUCUGGCAUCCAGCAGUCCUAAAUGUUGUUUUAAGAUAGCAAAAAUAGAAGAUUGCUGAAAAUAUCAUAACAGAACAUAACAGACUGUGGGCAAGUGUACAGUACAUUUUUUCUAAUAAAUCAUGCUAAAUAUGCGUAUUUUACUUAUAACAUGACCAAGUUCUUGUUUGCUGUUACAUAAAAAUUUGUCUUUAUUUUUUGUAUUAAAAUUAUCUGCUCUCUUUUUGAAGCAAAAAGGAUGAUUGUUUUGGUCUGAAGAGAUCAGUGUUGCAGUACUUAGGUUUAACUGGAAUAGGUUUUUGAAUUUUGCAGUUUUCCCCUCUUUUUCCAGCAUUUCCCUCCUACAUUUAAAAAAAAAUGGAGAAAUAAGAUGUGGCAUGUAUGUUCAUUUAUGGCACAUUUGUACAUAAGUCAGUGAACAAGGCUCAACCAUUUUAACAAAUCCUUGUAAAUGUCCUCUUUGUUCAGGUUCCAGGAAUGACUGGGCACGACUGAGGCAAAGUGAGUCAGAGUAAAGGAUUAGGGGCACCUCAAGAUCCAAGAAACACAUAAUAGUAGAGAAUAAUGGUGAUAAUGAGACAAUUAAGAUGUCAGAAAGUGGCUUGGAGGUAUGGAUUCACAAGAAGGCUCAAAAAACUUAAUGAGUCAUAAAGCAUAUCUGGGUGACCUCAGAGGUGCGAGUCGGGGUGGAAUGUGUCAAGGUAAAAUUUUUGCCCUCCACCAUCAAAGAGAGGAGACAGUGGUACUUCCUACAGAUAGUUCUUAAAACCUUUCAUGAUCUUGCCUUGGCUAGGAUUUAGAGAAGUAGAACAAGCUUUAUGUUGACACCCCUGUGAAUAAAGAAUUCUAACAUUCCCCAAAUGGCACAAUGCAUAAUAAAAUCCCAAAGUGAGUUUUAUGAUUGCUGGAUGCUAUCACUUUCUCCCUGCUCAGUCAACUUAUUGUUAUUACAAAUUGGGGGUUUGUGAUGAUGCAUUAUUUUUCACCAUCAGUCUGAGUAGUCUGGAGUUUUCCUCUGAGAGUCAUAGGCAUUAGAAAGAACUUUAGAUAUCAUGUGUCUUGAUGGCUUGGGGAAGGAAAACUUUAUUUCUAAAACUGGCACCUGCUAAAUAGGAUUAUAAGCAGUUUCCUCUAAAAAGGGGAAAAUAUAUUCUAAGACCAUUAGUUCUUUUGGAAGUGCAUUAGUCACAAGAAAAUGUUAAAACAUUUCCAUUGAUAAUAUCUUCUAGCAAAAGUAAAUACCUUUUAGCCUCUGUAAUCAGAAGCAAUUUUGUUAAUAGUUUGUUAACAAAAAGUGUAAUUCUUUAGUUUGUUAGAGAACUUCUUAAUUCAGGCUUUGUGCUUUUAUCUCUUUGUGUUCCUGAAGUUAGAUUUUGUGAGGCCCUAAAGUGAGGCUGGGCUGAUCGACGUGACCCUUGCCCUAAGACAACACUUCUUUAGAACUACUCCUCCCCUACCUAUUAGCAGUUAGCCCCUCAAAAAUUAGUGACUCAUGAAAGUGGGCACAAACAAUUUGGCCAGCAAAAAAUAAAUGGGAUCAUUCAGUUCUUCUCAUUAAACACCCAUCUGGAAGCACAUGUCUAAAAAUUAUCUCAGUAUUAAAACAACACUCAGGUAUAACUCUAAAAAUGGUGGGGGGGAAGGAUAGUUGAAGCUACAGACAUAAUACUUUCCUCUCUAAUAAUAUGUAUGAGUAGAAUUUUAGAAGAUAUGUAAGUAAAAACUGUAGGAUACGAAAUGGAGAGAUGAGAGCACACACGGCCCAAGUAGGUAUUGAUUUACACCUACAGGUUUGUGAUUAAAGGAUGAGCCAAGAAAGGGAUAAAAGGAAGAUCUUGAGCCUGCACAAGGCAGACUUCUGCCUAUUCCUUAAAAUCUGAGAAAAGAAACUUUGGAACAAAAGAGAGAGCCAAUUUUAUUCUGAUUGUCUUUCAGGAAUAUACUUGAAUGCCAGAUGUUUGUGCACAGAAGCCUUUCAUGACUUGUUGAACUAUUAAAUGCCAUUGCCAUUAUAAUUUGGCAAUCACCUCUGACCUUUAUCUCAAUUGUCAGUAGAUCCCAUUUCCAUCCCAAGUCAGUAAAUCUAAGUUCCUCUCCUUUAGUAUUACUCAUAAUCUUGGCACAUAGAGGAGAUGUGCACAGACCUGACAAAAUUCACCACACCCUGGAAAGAACCUUAUUAAUAAUGAUCAGAGUGGCUGUAGGUACCUUCAGCAUCUGCAGCUGCACCAAUAAUGGUGCCCCACACUUUGUGGUUUGUGAUUUUUGCAUCUUAGCUCUGACUUCUACUUUACGUUCCAUAUCUGGCUAGUCCAGUUCUUCCCUAGAAUCUUUGGAGAAGAACGUAGCAAAAGAGUGUCUUGCUGGUCUCAUUUUGGUCCAAACCCAAGUUUUUAGAUUGCUUCAAUCCAGACUAGAGAAGCAAAAAAUGGUGACUUUUCCUUCUGAGUGAUUGAUGAUAGUAGGCUGCAGACAUCUCAGUCUAGGGAACCCUAUAAAGAAGGAAGAAUUGGGCAGCACAGGCCUGUGGAAGACCCAGUGAAGGGAAUUAUUCCUUAGCUGAGUGUGAUGAGCCAGAGACACAGGGAUUUUGGUCACACUGGUUAUUGCACUGGUCUUCAGACAGAGGCCAGCAUCCCUUAUGAUCAUCCCUAAUGAUCUGUGCUGAGCUGAUCAGACAGUUUCUCCACCAUCAGCAGCUUAAUUCAGAUUCCUUCAUUUGAACUCACAGAGAUGAUUAGAAAGAGUUAUACUAGUGAAGAUAGAAGACAACCAAAUAGCUAUUUAGCUUGUUGCCACCAGUGUAGUCAUUCAGUGACAAUACAUAAAGUUAACUUUGUUGAUGGCCUAAAUAAUUUUAAUGUCAGUACAACCUUUUUUUUAUAAGUAGAGCAAAAUUUUAAAAUAUCUGGCUAAGAUUAAUUUAUUCUUACCUUCAUUCACUGAGAAAAGCAUUUGUUGAGCACCUAUGAACAAGACAUCACAUGAAAUAGAACAGAGACAGAAAUGAGCAAGGUGUGAUGUGAGCCCCAAAGAUACCGGCAUUUAAUGAGACAGAAGCAUGUGAAAUGAGACAGAAGCAUGUGAAAACCCAGACAGGAAAACCCAGUAAAGAAGAAGGGCAAAAACACACAGAAGAGAGGGCCAGGAAAGGCUUCCAGAUGGGAGGAAAGAGUGCACUUUGAAUAAGGUAUUUGUUUCCAGAAAAUUGUUUUCUCACAUUCCUGUAAGGCAUUUGCUAAAUUAAGCAUCAUCUUUUUUACUUCCUGGGUUAUGGCCAGGUCAGGACACAAAUCAUAAAUGACAAAGAUUAUAAAUCUCAAAUCUAAAGGAGGUUGCAUAUUGGAGUUUACAAUUCAUUCCCUUCCCCAUUUUCUAGCUACAAAAUAUACUUGUCAAAAAAAAUUUAGUAUAUUAUACAUAGUCCUUGGCGUGUUUCACUGAUUGAAUUUGUUUUUGAAAACAGGCUUCAUCUGGAAGAGGUUUACAGGUGUUUAACAGUCCAGAGUAAAGUAGCAAGCAACUUGCUGGAAUUUAUAGCACAUUUCUGUUAAAGAAUUUUUGUUGUUUAAAGUUGUUCUACUACUGUAAAAGUAAUGUAUGCCCUUCAUAGAGAAUUUAGAAAUAAUAGAAAGUUACAAGGAAGAAAAUAAAAAUUUAAUGAUAAACCACUAUUUCCUCCCCCCACCCCCUGGCUGUCCCCAGUCUUUGUAUUCUGAGGCUUUCCUCAUAUUUUCAUGACAUGCUUUACUUAGCUACCCUUCCCUGGGGGAAUUUUGCUAUUAUAAACUAUAACGCGCAACUCUCCAAAAAUCUUUAACUAAGUUUAUAUUCUUAAGGAUAAAUUCCUAGUAGCAGAAUUACUACUUAUAAAUAUAAACUGCAUUACUAUCUUUUAUGUUUUUACCCAACCACUUUCCAAAAAGCUUGUGCUAGUUUUUACUUAAAUCAGCAAUAUAUGAAAUUACUUGUUUUGUAAUCCCUUCAUCCUAGCUUUCACCUUCAUUGAGUGUUACAAUUUUGAGUAGGAGAAACUAUGUUAUCUUUGUCAGGUUGAUGGUGGCCAAGGGAGAGGGAGGAAAAUACUAUCUUGUUCAAAUGUACAUCUCUAGUGUAGUUGAAUAUUUGCGACUUAUAUCAACCUAUUUCUCUUUCUUCUGUAAGUAAUUUAUUUUUCUCCUUUCUCAUUUUUCUCACUGAAAUUUUCUUAUUGAUUUGGACAAGUUAUUUACAUAUGAAGGAUAUAAAAUUUUGUCAUAUUUGUUGCAUAUUGUUUUCCUCAGUUUGUUUUCUACUUAGUUUGUUUCCUAAUUAAUUAUUUUUAUACACAUGAGUGGAAAUGUUUUUUAUUUUUAAUAUUGUCUUUAAAAUGAGAAAUCCCUUCCUCAUUAAGUAAAAUUUUAUUUUAUUUUUUCUAUUCCUUUUGGAGUUGCACUUUUCACUCAGACCUCUUUUUUUUUUUUUUUUCUUGUGACAUGGGUCUCACUCUGUUGCCCAGGCUGGAGUGUGAUGGAAAAAUCACAACUCACUGCAGCCACAAUCCUCCCACCUCAGCCUCCAGAGUAGCUGAGACUACAGGCAUGUACUACCACGCCCAGCUAAUUUUUUGGUAUUUUUGUAGAGACAAGGCCUCACUAUGUUGCCCAGGCUGGUCUCCAACUCCUUAGCUCUGGAAAUCCUCCCAACUCACCCUCCUAAAGUGCUGGGACUAUAAGCAUUAGCCACUGAGAUUGGCCUCACUUGGAUUUUUUAAUAUAGCUGUGAUUUAUUUUUGUAAUGUAAGAUUUCUUGAUCAACUAUCACAUGCAUAAUUUUUCUUCAGUUAAUUUACUAUUUUAUUACUAGCAUCAAAGACAUUCAUUUUAUUCUGGAAGAAUUGAAAUUCUGUGAUGAACAAACUACCUCCCAAGUUAAUAUGUUGAGUGCUGAUUUAGUAAAUCACUUUACCUCUCUGAGCUUCAGUCUUCUCAUCUAAUAAAUUAAGAUAUUAGAUGUCUAAGAUUUCUUCUAGCUCUAAAAUUCCUUUCUUAACUUGAAGACACCCUUCCCCCCAGAUUCUGCAAUAUCCAUGCUUUUGAGUGUUGAACUCUUUCUGGGAAAAUGUCACCAUUUUAUAAAGGAUACCAAUUGAUUACUCAGGAAGUUCUGAGUAGCUCUUUUUUCACUCUGAUUGAAUAUGUCUAUCAAUGCCAAGAAUCAUUCUGUUCUUUUAUGUUCUAAAAAUACUCCAGUGGAUAGAACUUCUAAAAAUUUACUCUGUGAAAUGGUGUUGAUACAGGACAGAUGGCUGAUCUAGCAUAUCCAGCUAGAAGUGUCUGUUAUCAGGACAUUAAAAUGAUAUUUCAAGUCAAGUCAUUAAAUAUUUGGAAUUGUUUCUCUGAGAUCAGAAUGUCCUGAGGAGGAUCAAAAUCUGGAAUUCCCAAAUCUCUGCAGUGAAGGAAAUGCUAGCUCUUACUGCCUUGAACUCUUAGAAAUACCAAGAAAGUAACCUAGUUCUUGAUGUUGGCUAGGUUCAUUAGCUGCUACCCACAGCCUAGCUCCAAAUUACUGUUUUUAAAACAUGCAGAUUUUUGUCUCUUACAUGUCUAUCUGUCACGUGAAGAAUUUACUCUUUGAGAGCAUGCCUAUAUUUUAUUUGAACUUUUAUCCCCAGUGUUUAGCACUAGGCUUUCAGUCAGUGUUUGUGGAACUGGAGCUGAUAGAGAAGGAAAUUGUGGGUGGUUUGAGAUGUUUCCCACAGUCGAGUACUUCAAAUCACAUCUGUAAAAAUCCAAAGUUUUACCAGCUUCAGGAUUCCAGUUCAUUGGAUAUUUAAAGUUUUAAAUAAGAAGUUUUCUACCUUAGAGAAUUAACCUGGAAAUGAUAAGCAGAAAAGGCAGGAAGGUUCAUCACCGGUAGUCACUUUGUAAUACAGAAAAGUCUUUGGAAGAAUCCAUCCCUGGUAAAGAGUGGAUGCAGACGUUCAGACUUUAAUGGAUCACAGGUUGUGGAGCAAAGAUCUUACCUGGGCAGGUUUGUACGUGAGGAUUUUGACCUUCUUUGGCCCUCCAGGUGCACAUUAAUAUUCAGGAAAAGAGAAUUUGUUUUUCAUAUGUGUUAUCACUUUAAUAUUAAUUCCUCACUUAAAUACUAAUUCCUUUUUUGUUCCCCCAGUCUGUCCUCCUCUUCUCUCCACACCUAUUCCCUCCCUUGGAAAAAAAGGCAGGAGAGAUCUACCCCUAUGCAAGCAAAUUCAUCUUUGUCUUAUUUUAACCUUCGCUCUUCCUUUUUACCUUCUGGUUUUUUGUUUACUUUUUUGCUUGCCUCUCAAAUCAUUUUAGCAAUAUUUCAUUACAUCUUACAUUCUCUUAACCUAUUUUUAAUACCAACUUCCUGUUACUGUUCCAUGCACCAAGAGUGCCACUUUGUCUACCUUUAUCCCAACCUUGUUUCAAACUGUGAAAUGAAGUUUCUGAGAUGGCUACAGCAGAGACCAAAGGCGUGCCUCCCUAAAAACACCAAGGAAUGUACAAAACAUGAAAAAACAGGAGUGUUUACUUAAGAUGCUUUGUAUCUCCUCACUCUCAUUCCAUGUGAUCUGGCAGCUGCUACAGUAGCUAGAAAUUUUUCAUUCCAUAACUUGCAUAAAUACUGAAACUCCCCCUUUGGAUUGCUACUUUGCCCUCAUGGAAGUUCCACAGGCAUGCGUGCACACACACACAAGCAUUUCCUCACGUACACACAUGCAGAUGCUCAUUGACACACACGCACAGGAAAUUUGGGAAGAGUGAUAGAGUUCUUUGACUUGAAGCCUUUCAAUUUUUUAGAGUUUAUUUCCUUUUUAAGUUUGAAGAAUACUUCUGCUGGGUCUGCUCAGACAUAAGAACUAGCUUUUUCAAAUAAUUUCAGUUUAUGAAUUAGUUCUUCACUGAGUCAGGAGGUAUCAAACACAACUAAGUUUCAGAUCCUAUGGGAGGAAUUUGAGAGGAGAAGUCAAAGCCAUAGGAACCAGUCAGGGCUAGCUAUUUUAUGCUGCUCUGAAAAGUCAUGUUAUCCUCUUGUUGUUCAGUUGUAAAGGCUUCUGUAAAACUGCUGCCAUGGAUUAUUCAAACCCCACGGGACAAAUAUAUCUGCAACCAGAAUGUAGAAACUUUAAUCAUAAUUUAGUGUAGGUUUCUGUCCUACCUUUGGGCUGCUAGUGAAAAGCAGUGAUUCGGGUUACUGGCAAUUUUUUUCCCUUUCUUCUUCUACAUUUCAGGAAAUGCUUAAGGAUCUAAUUUAGAUUUCUGCAUCCUCAUUUCUUCCGACGUGAUCUCAAAUAGGCCUCUGUCAGGUCAUGUGUGCACACUGUACCAUGCCUCAGUUGCCCGUUGACCCAGGCUGCUUGGUUUCAGGGAACUGAGGCACUGCUGAGGAGCCCUGGUCCACAGCAUGCAGGUGCAAGAUGAUGAAGUGACGACUGUUCAGGUUAAAGAGCAAGACCAGAGCGUCCUGGUGCUGAAGAAAGUGCAGUGCUGUGGCCCAGCCCCCACAGCUGGGAGUGCGGAGAGCCAUUGGAGAUAUGUGGUGGUGUCCGGGACCCCGGAGAAGAUUUUGGAGCACCUUUUGAAUGACUUGCACCUGGAAGAAGUCCAGGACAAAGAAACAGAGACCCUCCUGGAUGACUUCCUUCUCACGUACACUGUCUUCAUGACAACUGAUGACUUGUGCCAGGCUCUGUUAAGGCACUAUUCUGCUAAGAAGUAUCAAGGCAAAGAGGAAAACUCAGACGUUCCGCGUAGGAAACGUAAAGUCUUGCAUCUUGUUUCCCAGUGGAUUGCUCUGUACAAAGACUGGUUACCUGAAGAUGAACAUUCAAAAAUGUUUUUAAAGACCAUAUAUAGGAAUGUACUGGAUGAUGUUUAUGAAUAUCCAAUACUUGAAAAAGAAUUGAAAGAAUUUCAAAAGAUACUUGGAAUGCACCGUCGUCACACUGUAGAUGAAUAUUCACCACAAAAAAAGAAUAAAGCCCUUUUCCACCAAUUCAGUCUUAAGGAGAACUGGCUCCAGCAUAGAGGAACUGUGACUGAAACGGAGGAAAUUUUCUGCCACGUGUAUAUAACAGAGCACUCCUAUGUCAGUGUGAAGGCAAAAGUUUCCAGUAUAGCCCAAGAGAUCCUAAAAGUCGUGGCAGAAAAGAUCCAGUAUGCAGAAGAGGAUCUGGCUCUGGUGGCCAUCACAUUCUCUGGGGAAAAGCAUGAACUUCAGCCAAAUGACUUAGUCAUCUCCAAAUCCCUCGAGGCAUCUGGUCGAAUAUAUGUCUACCGGAAAGACCUGGCGGACACUUUGAACCCAUUUGCAGAAAAUGAGGAAUCACAGCAAAGGUCGAUGAGGAUUUUGGGAAUGAACACUUGGGAUCUUGCUCUGGAAUUAAUGAAUUUUGAUUGGAGUCUAUUCAAUUCAAUUCACGAGCAAGAGCUGAUCUACUUCACGUUCAGCAGACAGGGAAGUGGGGAACACACUGCAAAUCUCAGCCUUCUGCUCCAGAGAUGCAAUGAGGUCCAGCUUUGGGUGGCCACGGAGAUUCUGCUCUGCAGCCAGCUGGGCAAGCGAGUGCAGCUGGUGAAAAAAUUCAUCAAAAUUGCGGCUCACUGCAAAGCCCAGAGAAACCUGAAUUCUUUCUUUGCCAUUGUGAUGGGUCUCAACACUGCUUCUGUCAGUCGACUGUCGCAGACCUGGGAGAAAAUCCCUGGGAAGUUUAAGAAACUUUUCUCUGAACUUGAAAGUUUAACAGAUCCUUCCCUAAAUCACAAAGCCUACAGAGAUGCAUUCAAAAAGAUGAAGCCACCAAAAAUCCCUUUCAUGCCCUUAUUGCUUAAAGAUGUAACAUUUAUUCAUGAAGGAAAUAAAACUUUUUUGGAUAAUCUUGUCAAUUUUGAAAAGCUGCAUAUGAUCGCAGACACUGUCCGAACCCUGAGACACUGCAGGACUAACCAGUUUGGUGACCUGUCUCCAAAAGAGCAUCAAGAGUUAAAGUCCUAUGUUAAUCACCUGUAUGUCAUUGACAGCCAGCAGGCUCUGUUUGAGCUCUCACACAGGAUCGAGCCUCGGGUGUGAGCCCCACUGCCUCACCUCCCCUGUAUCUGCAGCACUUUGAGCUACGGGAAUGUCUAUGCCAAGCACGUUGCUUUCCUGUGAGAAAAGAAGUUGCUGAGUUUUAUCAGUAUAACCCAAGACAUUCACAGGAAAGCCAGCCAAAGCGUGUUCAGGAAGUGAUGUCAGCCACCAGAGAGGGGGAGAGGUUUCUCCAUGCUACUCUCGGGACAAGAAGGCAGAAGGAGAGUCAGAAGCAUUCUUGAGAUGGAGAAGGCUGGUUUCUUAUGAUCACAUUGUUGAUCCAGUCCAGUUUUCAAUAUGAGAUGUGCCAGCAUCAAGACAAGACAACGUCUUGACAUGCAAUGACCAAAUAUUUCAUUAAGAGCGUGCAUGAAACAGGAAGGAGUUUUUACUUUGCCUAGUUUUAGAUUACUGUCCAUAAGCUGUCAAAGAAGUCAUUCUUUUGAACACCUGAUGACAGAGACAGCAUCUCUAGAUCUCCAGGGAGGAGAGGUUUCUGUUGAUACAACCUGUGACAUCACCAAAAGCCACUUGUGUCUAGGGAGUUAGUGAGGACUGCAGCUAGCAUCCAUGCUCUGAUGGGCAGAUGAACAAUGUCAAGGUGUGCAUCACUUUGCACCACAAUCAACUAUUGACACAUGCUUGCAGGUGAAAUUAGUUUCUGUACAACUGAUUUGCAGCUAUAGGCAAGGUAGAUGAAGUUGCUUUGCCAGUAAGGAAAAAUAGUAAUCUUUAAGAAAUUGACUCAUUGUUUAAUUUCUGGGGAUUUUCUUUAUACUUCUAAGCAGGCUCUUAUCUUUUAUUGGACAUAAUAUGAUUUUGAAAAAGCACAGUGCCUGACACAUUGCAAACACUCACCAACUGCUUGCUGAGGUGACAGAGUCACAAAAGUCUGCAUUCUUGUGCCUGAUGAUGCAUUUUGCGUACCUCAUACAGGCUCCUUGCCCACACUAUGGAAUGACAGCAGCCAGUGCAGGGAGGUUAAGUGACAUUUAAUGAGUGAAGCACUUAGCACUCUCUAGGUAAUAAGAUAGUGGUAAUUACUAGUGUUUUGGCAAAUGAAAAAUGCCCUGAAAUAGCCAAAUGUCUGAUUAAUGUUGGCAACUUAGAAGUCCUAUAAUCCAACUACCAGCCAAAGCAGGGAGCCUUUCUAUAAUUUGCCUUUUUUUUUUUUUUUUUCAAAAUCUGAGUCUUCUAAAAUCUUAUUAUUCCCAUUUUUACCAAUUGAGGCUCCUGUAGCAAAUAAGACCUCUUGAUAUUUUCAAGGACUGGUUAGAGGAUUUCUUUCAACCUUCACAUGAACAAAACAGCCUAUGGGUCAAAAUAAUGAAAUCCACCCCUGCCUGCUAGAUACUUGUCACCUUGCUAAAAUGCAAGGGCCUGGUCCAUUCAUUUUCCAAAUGCAGGAGUCUUGGUGCACUUCUCACUCUUCCUGCCUGUUCAUCUCUUUCAUGCCCACACAGACCUGUUUCCUUUUUGUCUCAUCAACGCCUCAUUCAUCCUCAUUACUGAGGCGUGUCCAAUGCUUUUUGACAUCUUUAUAGCAGUGCUGUUUCCUGGGCUCAGGAACCACACUGAGCUUGAGAUACUGCUGGAAGGAACCAUGUGGAGAGAAGGUUUGGGAGAACUUUGAGAGAGACUUAGUUUGGCCCAGCAUGUAAAACUUCAGUCCUGAACAUUUAUAGGGUUUUAUAGAAGGGCAUCCUCCAGGGCUGGUCCAUUCAGAGAAAUGCUGCAUGCUGCCGUCAUGGAAUGUGGCCCACAGGACACCAGAGCCGUGAGAACCGGAGAGCAGACUUCCCUCACGGCUGGGCUGAGCAAACCCUCCAAAGCCCUCCUCACGCAGUUACUAACAAUAGCAUGGGCUUACAGCACAAGCACGUGUUCUCACCUUUUUCCUAUGCCCUGGACUAAGGUUUGGCCAGUGUAAUCAUAUAAGGCCAUCCUGACAUUGUUUCUGUGUUUCAAAAUUUGGAUUUUUAUUUACAUUAGAACUACAUUGCUCCUAGUAGAACAUUACCUUUAGGGGACUAAUUUUCCAUGGAGAACUAUUUCAGCAUAUUGCAUGCUGCUCAGACCCCAAGUCAGAUAUGCCCACCAAGCCAGAUGAAGCUACACAAAUGUGGUAUUUAAAUGCAUUUUGUACAGUGACUUCAGAGUAUCUCACAUGACAUGGGUGUAAACUGGCUGGGGAGAAAAUGAUGCUUGUUCACCUCUUCCUCCAGCCGUGGUUAGGUGGUCCUAGGGGUAGCAGAGGGAAGGGAGGAUUUUGUGCAGUCAAGAUUUGCUUUUCCAUCCUUGUCUUCUGAAUGUCUAAAAUCUCUGCAUCUUUCUGAAGUUUAACAACUGUCUCCAGAGGUUUGCCAGGCAGCAGCUCUCAGAAGUUUCCAAAGCUUUGCAGAAUCUUAGAUCUGGAAUUAAAGAAUUCAAGCCCGAAUUGUGAGAACCAGAUAUUACUCAACAGAAAGCUCUUUCUAAGGAAUCUGAGCUGUUCACUGGUGGACAGUGGUGGGGCUUGAGUGCUCCUUGUUAAUAGGAUGGGCCAUGCACCCUCUCUGGAUAUUCACCAAGGCCUCUUCAGAAUAGGGUUUGUUCUGGCUAGAAGCGUGGUCUAGAAGAUGGCUAAGCUCUUUGCCAGCUCUCAUUUGGAGUUUUAUUAUUGCAUAAAAUCUUCGCUCACUCUGCAAAUCUUACGUAAUCUGGCACCUUCGGCACCAGGUGGUGCAGGGGCACUUCUAAGUGGGCUCUUUUUGUUACAGCACAACUCUCAGACAGUCCUGUGGGUCUUUGGAUUCGUCAGCAUUCCAGCAAACUAGCCCUGCUUAGAAGUUAGCACAAGACAGCAGAAUGCAGGACCCCGUAGGCAAAAUCACAACCUUGCUAUUAAAAAAAAUUUUGUUUUACAUACACAUUUGCAGGUGUUCCCUAGAGUGUGGUGUUUUGAAUUUGCUCUUUGUCAUCUGUAUAAUUGCCAAAUGAUUAUAGUGAUACACAUGACCUGCAUUCACUUUUUUCUAGUUUCCUUAAUUAUGUUUAGAAUAAAUUCAUUUCCCUAGACCGAGAACCACAAACAGGUAGUGUGGAGCAUACACCGAAUUUAGAAGCAUGUGGAUAAGGUCAGUGCUCACACUGCCUAGUCCACAGGGAGAGGAUGCUGCAUGAAUAUAUACUUGCCUCUGAGUGGAGGAGAAAUCGUGGCAUGAAAGAGAGAGUACCAGUGAUGACUUCUUAUCCCUGGAGCUGGGCUUUCACUGCUACCCAUAUCCCAGCCCUGCGAGUCUGUUCUAGCCAGCACAGACACCGCAGAUCCGGAACUGAAUGUUCCUAAAUGGCGCAGCCAAUCCAGGCUUUUCAGAAACUGGGCAAAAACAUUAAAAUGGGGACGAUCGGGUCUUCCGCAGUGGUCCAACACAGGAUUUCUUUUAAAUGUUUCAAAAACAUGUCCUUAAAAUUUCAGCCUGCUUCUUAGCGAGUGGGCCAGUUUUGCUUAAAACUGGUGGGGGGGCGGGGGGGAAGUUUUUAAAAAUUGCCAAAAAGUUAGAUGCAAAUGUAUUACUGUAUAAAGCAAAGCUGUAUAUACUAAACAUUUUUUAGCAGAGUAAUAUUUAUUUGCAUAGUCUAUUUAUUGUAUUCGUAUCACACUGUUAUUAAAUACUGGGAUGAAAUCAGUGACCUGAAGCAAGAAAUCUUGCCUUUUAAUGUAUCAUUAAUUAGGGCUGCUGUGAUAUUGUCAGCUUGCAUUAACAAUUAGAAGAUAGAGAACCCGCCAUCAGGGUGUCUACCUAACUUCUCAGGGACUACACUUGGUAGUUUUCCACCAUUUAAAGAACUGGUAAAUAUGAAACAUUUGUUGAGUUACCAGAAUUGCCAUUAACAGUGUUUUCUUUCCCAUAUUCCAUGCUUUCUGCCUCUGUGUAUAUAUAUAAUAUAUAUGUAUAUGACUGUGCUGUGUAUUUAUCGAAGCUAGUAAGCAAUAAUUUAUAUGUAAAAAUGGCCAAGCAAUAUAAGGUUAAAACUUAUAUAAGUAACCCUUACCUUAUCUUGUAUUUUCAAUUUUUUUUUAAAACUGCUUUUCCAAAUAUGAGACUAUGUUAAAGACACUAUUCAUGCCUCUUAGUUUCUUGCUUUCUCUGUGAUGUGUGUGGAUUAAAUAGCUCUGUUCUGGCAGCA
Messenger RNA from Homo sapiens (human), 21237 nucleotides. It is a transcript of the gene RAPGEF5, whose product is annotated as Rap guanine nucleotide exchange factor 5. Gene Ontology annotation, molecular function: guanyl-nucleotide exchange factor activity. Gene Ontology annotation, cellular component: nucleus. Gene Ontology annotation, biological process: small GTPase-mediated signal transduction. NCBI's taxonomy places the organism in Eukaryota, Metazoa, Chordata, Mammalia, Primates, Hominidae. The transcript is spliced from 18 exons. The record is from RefSeq and is a predicted model, not a curated record. The coding region runs from base 15403 to 17067 and encodes 554 amino acids.